AUGCCCAGGCUGAGCAAUAAAGAAAGAAUUACAACUGACUUGAGUUGGUCCAAGUCGAGUGGAAUGCCUGAGGUGGUGGCUGCGGCUAAGGGUAGUGCAUCCUGCAAAGCAGCAAAACAGUCGCUGACUAAAGUCACCAAGAAGCCGCCCAAGAAGCAGAGAAAAUCCGCUUGUGUAUACAGGCGCAUCACUUCCGAGGCUUCGCACUUUGUUCACUACAACAAGCGCCACACCAUCUCGGCCAAGGAGAUCCAGAGUGCCGUCUGCCUCAUACUGCCAGAGGAACUGGCCAAACACGCUGUCUCCGAAGGCACCAAAGUGGUCACCAAAUAA
This is a messenger RNA of Carcharodon carcharias (great white shark), 333 nucleotides long. RefSeq names its product histone H2B-like. The transcript is spliced from 2 exons. Lineage: Eukaryota; Metazoa; Chordata; Chondrichthyes; Lamniformes; Lamnidae. The record is from RefSeq and is a predicted model, not a curated record. The coding region runs from base 1 to 333 and encodes 110 amino acids. Gene Ontology annotation, cellular component: nucleosome. Gene Ontology annotation, molecular function: protein heterodimerization activity; structural constituent of chromatin; DNA binding.